Molecule: messenger RNA, 10057 nt
Organism: Daphnia carinata
Lineage: Eukaryota; Metazoa; Arthropoda; Branchiopoda; Diplostraca; Daphniidae
Gene: unc-13
Exons: 27
Coding region: 92-9082 (2996 amino acids)
Biological process (GO): presynaptic dense core vesicle exocytosis; dense core granule priming; neuromuscular junction development
Cellular component (GO): terminal bouton; plasma membrane; presynaptic active zone cytoplasmic component
Molecular function (GO): phospholipid binding; calcium ion binding; calmodulin binding
Source: RefSeq, a predicted model, not a curated record
UGACCUUCGUUUUACAUUUAAUUGAAGUUGAAAACGAAAAUCACAUCAGGUCAUUCUCAACUCGUCGCCAUCAUCACCGUCAUGACGAAUAAUGGAAUUGAGUAAAAACGGAGUCGACGCCGACGCCUCUGUCAUCGGCUGCGCUAUCGACUCCGUACUGCCCGUCAGUACGGCUACCUCUUGUCAACACCAAGACUCUGAAGCUGUCAACGUCGACACGUUGCAACGCAAAAUCGACGUGUUGGAGGCGGAAUUUCUCGGUGCCUGGCAGAUUCUUGAAUUCCUGUCCACCGAAUAUCUAGCCAUGUGGGAAAGAUUGGAAACAGUCGAGCUGCUGCUCUAUCAACAACAAGCCACCAUCGCCCGGCUUGUUGGCACGUAUGGGGACAAGGUGGCCGAAGAGAAACAAUGUGCGGACAAGUCGGCUAUUAGCGAAGCCAAAUCUGCUAUUAGCCAUAUCCAUAAUGGACCCAAUCUAUCACACUUCAAAGAGGAAGAAGACGAUGAUGACGACGAUGACAAGUUCGCGGCCAAAGUGGAGGCCCAACUGCGUUCUCUCGAGUCGUCAGAGCCGCAUCCUUACUCGAUUACACCGGUUGAUAGGUCUCGUCACAACAGUCGAUUGUCAGCUGACGAAGCGUUUUAUCGUAGCCUCAAUUCGGCCCAUCGCGACAGUCCGUCGGUAAUGUCCGAGUCGGACAACGAGUUGCGGAUGAUUUGGGAAUCGAGUUCUGCGGGCCAGCAAUUUCGUCGAGAUUCAGUCCGUCCGUCUGAAGAGCCAGUGGGUCACGUCUUCAGCGCCCAAGAUUACUGUCAUUAUCGGCACGGUAAUACAAGCAGCCAAGAUGCUUGGCAUAAAAGCAAAAAAGCCAAGCCGCCCGACGAACCGGAAGAAGACGCGCAAACGGAAGACGAUGAAUGGACGUGGAAGACGAACAUGGCCGCCGGCAGUUCGUCGGAUUGCGCCAGUCAGAUUCGCGAAAUAGAACGCGUUAGUCGCAAGUUAAAAAGAGAUUCGCAAAGACUUCAGGAACUUCGCGAGCGGCUCGUCCAAUCGUCCAGCGUUCCGCAGCGUGUAACUCAGCGUGACCCGGCCGAUUCCGGUAGCGAUCUCCACGAACAACUUAGACUGGCGUUUCUGGAAUCAGCUCGCCAAAAGUCGGUCCGACUCGAACAGCGCCGACAACUUCAAAAACCUAAAGCCAACUCUUUGAGCUACCCUUCCAACAGUCAACAGCCAUCGAUCUAUUCCGGCUCCUCAGCAGCCGCUCCUGUUCAUAUCGAUCCGCUGCAUCUGGGGCGGAGCAACAGCUCCGACAAUGUGUCGCCCAGUUUUUCUUCGUACCUGCGAACGCCGAUCGAAAAGCAAGCUGGUCACGAUGACACUCGCACAUCUAAUCCGACAUCGCCCCAGCGCUCGAAAUCGGCUCAGAAAUCGCCAACGUUGCAGAAUAAAACGCCCACAAUAAAAACGAGAAGCGCGUCGGAAGAAACGAAUGCCAACUGUUCGGGUAACUUCCUGACGACGGCCAGCACGAAAUCGCCUAAUAAGGUGGCCGUUCGUGGCCGUCGAACACAACUAGGAGGGGAUCGUUCGCCAACGAAAGUCAAUCGAAUCAGUUCAAUGCGAUCCGAUUCGGGUGUCUCUUCACUUAGUGGAAAUUGGUCAUCAAUGGACCCGGAAAGAUCACCCGUUAGUCCCAGUCAAUUACAAGUCCUGGCCGGCCAUCAUUCGUCCACGCAGCAGCAAGUCGAAUUGGUUAAUUCGGCGCCACCUCCGCCGGCCCCCGCAGACGACCAAAUUAUUCGACCGAGUAGCCGCAUGAUGUACGAACAACCGGCCGUUUCUCCUUCCACGCGUUCCAGGCCCCAACCGAGUCAGAUCCAGCCGCAUUUAACUACGGAAACGUGGAAUGUGCAGGGCUCUAUUUGUUCUGUAGCUACAGCGGCGUAUCCAGCCGCCACGCGGGCAGAAGCUUAUCCUGAUUCAAUUCAUCAUUCGCACGAAGCACUCGGCGGCAAUCGCACACGACGCAAUCAUUCGACGCCACACACUUUAUCUCGCAAUGAUUCCACAUGGAUGGAAACGGAAAUUGACAACCCAUUUUUGCCGACGACGCUGGAUGAUGAUUGGUACAGUCCGCGGGGUGUUGUCCAUCCUCAGAAUGCACCGCAACAUCAGUAUAGAUCAAAUACACCGAGUCCCGCUCCCGGUUCUUUACCGGAGGGACAUUUCGUUCCAGAACCAGCCAAUGUGACUAAUCAGCAGCCGUUCUUGUAUCCCACCGUGACGUUCGAGCCGUGUCGGGAUGAAUUGAAUCGCAAUUUUGAACCUACCAACUUUAUUCAACAACCGAAAUCAGCUGGAUGUUCUCCGAGGCAACGUCGUAGACUCCACUCCUCUCCCACGUCAUCUUUGGCCAGCCAGCGAUAUCAGGAUUUCAAUCAAAUACAGCAUCAGCCAAAUCAACGUCUAGAACAUCAACUCUCUUCUCCUGGCCGGUUAAUUCAAACUCAAGGUGAACAGUUAUCAUCCUCUUCAUCGAUCGAUUAUUACGAACUCUAUUACCAAACGCCGUCGUCCCUUGCCCAGCAGCCUUCCCAACAGGAACAGAAUCAUAAUUCGUACGACAGUCAGGAGGGUGUCUAUUUGUUUCGCAAUCCGCUUCCUAAUUACGAAGAACAAUCGUCGUAUGACACCAAACGUCGAAUGGGACAGGAAAGCGAAUCGACUUCUCGCGCCCUUACGUCAUCUCCGUUUCCAGCUUAUACGACUUCGGGUCAGGUGAUUGUGUCUCAGUGCGGAUAUAUUUCUAUCGCCGCUUCCAGCGCUCCGCCCCGCGCUCUAUCUCCGGGCAAACAGCCGCGUAGCAGCCCGCGCAAGAAGAUUCGCUCGGCCGUUAAUCAGCUCGUACCUUAUUUCAACCGGCCGAAAUUGAAGAAUCGUUCCAUCUCGUUGCCCGGUGUGGACGCAAUGCAAGAAAUGGAUGGACAGCCUUUGUCUCACAGCGCCAGCGGAAGUACCGGCCAUUUUAGUAAAUCAGACGAAGGCCAUGGCAAACGUUUUUCUUUCAGCCGGACGUCUUCGUUGCCGGGCUUGAAAAAAGGCAAGAAGAUGAUGAAACAAUUAACGAACAUGAUUGGAGGACGGAGAGGAAGUGCGGACGAAAAGAGGCCCGAAAGUCUGCACAGUUUGCCUCAACAGAACGACGAUUGGGUGAUGACGCCCCGUCGGCCCCUACGGACCCUAGACGUCGUUGGCAAUCAUUCGAGCGACCAUAGCAGCCGAGCUUUUGUCUCGUACUGUAACGAAGGAUUUGAUUCCGGCAACGAUUGGGACGAUGAUGCGACGGGACCAGUGGCGACGUCAAGUGGCGCUAGUAGAGCGUGGGACAAUUCCCAUAUUGCCUCCAUUCCUGGGACGGAACCGUCACAUUUAGCGAGGCGACCGAGUGGCCCGUCCUAUGGAGAAUUUGCGGCCUCUAGAGCAUUGGGCCGUUACAGAAGAUUGGCAGCAGCUGAAGCAGCCGCCACUACGGUUCCAUCUCCGGCUCCAAUGGCAUUGCCCGACGUAGCCAUCGUUUCGUCCAGCAGUAUUCAGUCGGACAAUCGCCGUAGAGAACGUCCGCCGUCCAUUUCGGAUGAUGACGCCAGUGUUAGUCUCAGUUUGAAUUUGGAUUUCGUGACCCGUCGCCCGUCGGGAGAAGAGCAGACGGAAAUAAAGGAACAAAAGGAUUGUGACAGCGAGGAAAUCUUUUUUCCAAAAGUAGCCAUCAAAUGCAGCCCGAAGCGAAGCCAAAGUGAAGAUGGCGCUGCAGCAGAUGAUUCCCCGAAAAAUGUAAUGACUGUGCAACCAUGCCCGCAAUCCAUGGAUUACCUUGAACCGGAACAAUUCCGGCCAACGGCCAAUAUUGAGAGUGCACCCUCUUCCCCAAGGCCAUUGGCCAACGUUAACCGAACGGCCCCGCGAUGGCAGAGCACUGAAGACAGCAUCGAUGUCGAUGAUGAAUGGUAUCGCUAUGGGAUGCUGCAGCUGGAAGAGAUGGAACGAAGGGCGGAAUCUGUUGGAACUGACCUGUUGGCUGAAGCUGCUCGCCAAUAUAAUCAACAGACAACAUACGACAAUCAAAUGCAAGCCGUUUUAAAUGAACUUCAAGCCCGGAUUCCAGUUUAUCCAGCGCUGGAAGGCGAUGCCAUCGUUAACGGCAUGCGGCCCUCUGGUGAGGACGCCAGUUAUUUGCCUCCGGCUGAAGCAACGUGGGACUAUGCGACUCCGGUUGUUUACGAGACGGCCAUGACUGCCGAGCCGCAGUGCGUGGCGGAUGAAGAGAAUGACGACUGGGCAUCGUAUACGAGUUCACCAAACAGAGCCGGAUUUACUGUCCAAGAACCGGCCGUCGAGUCGAAACAAGUUAGCGUCAAAGCGCACGAUGAGGACGAUGAAGACGACGAUGAUUAUUCUUCCGGCGAAACCAGCGGACCAGAUUCUCCGCAGAACCAGAGUUUCGAUGAAGAUAACGAGGGAGAAAACGAGCUUUUUUAUCACUACGAAGACGAUAACAAAGAACCGGAAUACUGCGAAGCAACUAGGCACGCGGGCGACGCUGCAAUAGAACCGACGACGUUUGCGGCGGCUACAGCUGGAUCGUAUCCGAAUAACCGGCAUUCUAUAUCCGGCUCCAGAGGGUCAGACAUCUUUCCGAGCAGCGGGAACAUCCUGUCGGCCGCCGGAAGCACGGCCAGCAACAUCGCCUCGUCCGUCUUUUCCUUUUUCACCUCAACUACGGCGCUGAAAGACGGAAACGAAGAAGCAUCGGAACCGCAACCUUACGGGACGGAUGUCUACUACGCCAGCGUCAACAACAUCGCUGCAGCUGGAACAUCACCGGUGCCGACAGCAAAAACGGCCAUUGAAUCCCCCAGUCAUGGCGUAGAAGUCAACCUGAGUUACAUUCAAGAUGGCGAAGAUAACAUGGAUCCGAUGGAUGUUGAACAGCAGAAGAUACUCAAAUCGACAGCGAAGGGCAGCGCGGCCCGUUGGAAAUUAGUCAAGACACUGCGAGAUAAGAAAGCUGAAACGGCUAGCGUUGGUGCACGUCCAUCACCAACGACAGCCACGAGUCCAACGAAUAUCGAUGCGAAUGGAGCCGGUGGAGCUGGAGGACGUGGCAGCCGAGCUAAUGGCCUGCCCGGUGAUAAUCCGUUCUACAGCAACAUCGACAGUAUGCCAGACAUACGACCCAGGAGGAAAUCGAUCCCUCUCGUCUCUGAGCUGACGAUGGCGGCGACGAAACGCAAUGCCGGCCUGACGUCAGUUCUACCCCGAGCCACACUAAACGACGAAGAACUGAAAAUGCACGUGUACAAGAAAACGCUGCAGGGUCUCAUCUACCCAAUAUCGAGCACGACUCCGCACAAUUUCCAGCCGUGGACGGCCUCAUCGCCGACCUACUGCUACGAGUGCGAGGGCCUUCUGUGGGGCAUAGCCCGACAGGGAGUCCGUUGCACUGAAUGCGGCGUCAAGUGCCACGAGAAGUGCAAGGACCUGCUCAAUGCCGACUGCUUACAAAGAGCUGCCGAGAAGAGUUCCAAGCAUGGCGCCGAGGACAAAACGCAGAUCAUCAUCACGGCAAUGAAGGAACGCAUGAAACAGCGUGAGCGUAACAAGCCCGAGAUCUUCGAACUUAUUCGGGCCGUGUUCGGAGUAGAGGAACGCAGUCAUAACGGUCACAUGAAAGCCGUCAAGCAAUCCGUACUGGACGGGACGAGCAAAUGGUCAGCUAAAAUAGCUAUUACAGUGAUUUGCGCCCAGGGUUUGAUCGCCAAAGACAAGAGCGGAACUUCCGAUCCAUAUGUCACCGUCCAGGUAGGCAAAGUCAAGAAGAGGACCCGCACGAUGCCACAAGAGUUGAAUCCAGUCUGGAACGAGCGAUUUUACUUUGAAUGCCACAAUUCCUCGGAUCGGAUCAAAGUUCGGGUUUGGGACGAGGACAACGAUUUCAAGUCUAAAAUGCGUCAGAAAUUUACUCGUGAAUCGGAUGAUUUCCUUGGGCAGACCAUCAUCGAGGUUCGAACACUUUCGGGUGAGAUGGACGUCUGGUACAACUUGGAGAAGCGAACAGACAAGUCAGCCGUUUCCGGCGCCAUUCGCCUUCACAUCAGCGUGGAAAUCAAAGGAGAAGAAAAGGUGGCCCCCUACCACGUCCAAUACACCUGCCUCCACGAGAACCUCUUCCACUACCUGUCGGAACAGGUCCACCAUGGCGGAGUGAAAUUGCCUACAGCCAAAGGGGACGACAGCUGGAAGGUUUACUUCGACGAACCGUCUCAAGAGCUGGUGGAGGAAUUCGCGAUGCGUUUCGGCAUCGAGCCCAUCUACCAGGCCAUGACACAUUUCCACUGCCUCUCUACCAAGUACCUUUGUCCGGGUGUACCUGCUGUCAUGAGCACCUUGUUGGCCAACAUCAACGCCUUUUACGCUCACACAACCGCCUCAACAGCCGUCUCGGCUUCCGAUCGAUUCGCCGCUUCAAACUUUGGAAAAGAGAAGUUUGUCAAGCUGUUAGACCAGUUGCACAAUUCGCUGCGAAUCGAUCUGUCCAUGUACCGGAACAAUUUCCCGGCUUCAUCCCAAGAGAAGCUCAUGGAUCUCAAGUCUACCGUCGAUCUGCUCACUUCGAUCACGUUCUUCCGAAUGAAGGUGCAAGAGCUCAGCUCGCCACCAAGAGCCAGCACCGUCGUCAAGGAUUGCGCCACGGCCUGCCUCAAGUCCACCUACCAAUUCCUAUUUGAAAACUGCUAUGAACUUUACGCUCGUGAAUAUCAGGCGGAGCCCGGUGAGUCUAAAAGAGAUCCUGAAGAUCACGGCCCCAGAUUGGACAGUGUGGAUUUUUGGCACAAAUUGAUUGCUCUUAUAGUUUCGGUGAUUGAAGAGGACAAGAACAGCUACGCCCCAGUUUUGAAUCAGUUUCCACAAGAGCUCAACAUCGGCCAACUCUCAGCGUACACCAUGUGGACACAGUUCGCUGUCGACAUGAAGUAUGCACUGGAAGAGCACGAACAACAGCGACUCUGCAAGUCUUCCGCCUACAUGAACCUUCAUUUCAAAGUCAAGUGGCUCUACAAUCACUACGUUAAGGACUUGCCACAGUACAAGGGAGCCGUUCCAGAAUAUCCGGCAUGGUUUGAACCGUUUGUAAUGCAAUGGCUGAACGAAAAUGACGACGUUUCGCUCGAGUACCUACAUGGAGCCUUCAAAAGAGACAAACAAGAUGGGUUCCAGCGAAGCAGUGAACACACACUUUUCUCGACGUCGGUCGUCGACAUUUUCACGCAACUUGCCCAGUGUUUCGAUGUUGUGUCGAAACUUGAGUGCCCCGAUCCAGAAAUCUGGAAACGUUAUAUGAAACGAUUCGCCAAGACCAUCGUCAAAGUAUUACUUGCCUAUGCCGACACUGCCAAGAAAGAAUUUCCUCAGUUGACCAAAGAUGAACGAAUCGCCUGCACGCUGAUGAACAACAUCCAACAACUCCGAGUUCAACUGGAGAAGUUGUUUGAGCAAAUGGGAGGUUCAAAACUUGAAGAAGACGCUGCCAACAUCCUCAAAGAACUUCAGCAGUCGCUCAACAACGUCCUGGAUGAACUGGCUACCAUGUUUGCUAAAAGUCUCGAACCGAAGAUCACAGUCAGCGUAAAAGAAGUGGGCGAUCUUUUGUCGCACAUCAAAGGAGGCGGACAGGUUUCGCUGACGCAGCCGUCGCAGCGAAACGCAGUUACCACGGAGGCCGACGAUUCGCUCAAGCCUCUCAUGGACUUGCUCGAUGGUUCACUUUCACUUUACGCCGAGUCGUGCGAAAAGGCUGUGCUCAAACGUCUGCUCAAGGAAUUAUGGAAAAUAGUCAUGCACACAAUGGAGAAGACCAUCGUCCUACCACCAAUGACCGACAAGAGCAUGAUCUUGAAGAACUUGACGGACAACGCUAAGAAUUUGGCGGCCAAUGCCAAAAUUGAAGACAUGUCACGGCUCUUCAAGAACAGCGUGGCUGGCAAGCAGGAUGUCAAGAGUGCCCUCAGCGGAGUCAUGGAAAUAUCCAAGGAGUUCGAAAAGAACCUUACUCCAAAGCAGUGCGCUGUACUGGAUGUGGCUCUUGACACCAUCAAACAGUACUUCCACGCCGGUGGUAGCGGUCUCAAAAAGACUUUCUUGGAGAAGUCCCCCGAGCUACAAUCGCUGCGUUAUGCUUUGUCUCUCUACACUCAAACAACCGACACGCUCAUCAAAACGUUCGUCACCACUCAAACGAACCAAGUUCCCGCUACCAACGCCAAAGCUGAGUGGAGGAGGAAACCCGACAUUCAAAUGGACAGGCAGCAAUCCGAAGACAAGGACGGCGCGGAAGAAGGAAAAGGUCAAGAGGACGAUGACGAAAUGCUCGGAGAUUCGUUUGAACAGACCAGCGAGCAGCGUCAGCAAACUCCGUCCAAAAAAAAGAGCAUACAGAACCAAUCAAAGCAGUCGGGGACAGAUUUGCCGAGCGUGGAAGAAGGUAGUGUUGGUGAAGUCAGCGUUCAAGUUGAUUUGUUCACGCACCCGGGCUCUGGCGAGCAUAAAGUCACCGUCAAAGUGGUAGCGGCCAACGAUUUGAAAUGGCCAGUUCAGCCUGGAAUGUUCCGACCGUUUGUCGAAACCAAUUUGGUCGGUCCACACCUGGCUGAUAAGAAGCGCAAAUUUGCCACAAAGUCCAAGUCGAAUACGUGGUCACCGAAAUACAAUGAGACAUUCCACUUUGUCAUCGGCAAUGAGGAAACUCUGGAAUCUUUUGAACUUCAUAUUUGCGUUAAGGACUAUUGCUUCGCACGAGAUGACAGCCUCGUCGGUGUGGCCGUUAUGCAGCUAAAAGAUAUCGUUGAACAGGGUUCGUGCGCCUGUUGGUUGGCUUUGGGCAAGCGUUGUCACAUGGAUGAGACUGGAUGGACGAUCCUACGGAUCUUGUCGCAACGCACCAACGACGAAGUAGCUCGGGAAUUUGUCAAAAUGAAAUCCGACGUGCGGCCGGAAGAACCUGCCGUUCAACAGUCGUAAAAAUGUGACAUUUUAAGAAUAACAACUGAGUUUUGUUUUCCUCCGGAUCGUCACGGUUUAGUUCUCUAGUUUUACUCCAUGUUUGUACCUUACGUCUUCCAGUUGGAGCCACGCAUAUUGUUUGAGUGGAAAGGGCGAGAAAGCUCCACGGUUCGCGGUUUCUUAGUAACUGACGGAUGGGUAAUAAGGAAAUUAAUUGUUAAAAAACGCAUUGGACGGCAAACCUUUUUCAAUCGAAUAAGGGCGGACCGCUCAGAAAAUAGAUGAUGGGACCAAAAUAUAAAAGCGAAAAAGCCGUAUAAGCGAAAUGGCAAGAAUGUGUAACGUGAAAUCUAUCUGAGAGGAAAGGCAAAAGCAGAGGAGUGCAGUAUUGUACAAUUUCAUCAAUCAAUGUCAUUCGUCCAUUCUUUUGUUUCUCUUUUUCCUCUAAACAUGCCACCAGAUGAAUUGUCACGUCUUUUGAAUGUUUACCUUUUUUUUCGGGUGUGAAUGGGUGCCUUUGUGCUGCAAUUAUGAACAAGUGGACGCCAAUUGUUCCAACGCCCUAUUUCCAAUACUUGGAUCCUUUGCCUGUAUACAUCAGUUCGUUUUCGUGUACCGAAAGCUUCUUUUCCUUUCCCCCCUUUUCUUCGACUUCCCUUUUAAAAAAAAAAAAAAAUCUAAGAAUCUACAGCUACCGACGUGGUGAUUUCGUAUAUAUCUCUUUCAUCCAUAUCAGCGUGACUGUGCUCUCUUUUCGUUCCAUUUCAUCAUUCGCUCGUUCAUCGGUGGUCAGUGGACGUUUCCCUGCGUUUUCCUCUCUGUGUUUUCACUCUCUUGUUCUGUGUUCCUCUUGAUAUUUCAAUAUUCUUCAUCAUUCCCUCCCCGCAAUUCAUUCAAACACACAUCACUCUUCACGCGUUCAUACCACAAUGUGUCUGCCCGCCAACCACAAGAAUAAAACCGAAUAUAUCCAAGAAGAAAAGUAAUAAUCAA